UAAAAACCCUAUAUAAAUCUCAUUCCCAUUCUCUUCUUCAUCAAUCUUCCUCGUUUCCUCAGAUCUGUUUCCACUUCAAUUCAACAAAUAUAGAGAGAAUUAGAGUGAGAGGGAGAGAGAGAGUACCUUUUCUCUUCUCAAACUUGGGGAAGUUGUUCGUAUUGUAACGUUACUAUUCCGUUUCGAUCUUCUUCGGACCUUAGUGGUGUUUAAUAAUGGCGACUUCUUAUCCUGGAGCGAUGCAGGUUGGUUCGUACUUUGUGGAACAGUACUAUCAAGUGUUGCAGCAGCAGCCACAUCUUAUUCACCAGUUUUAUUCCGAAUCAAGCAAAAUGAUCCGUAUUGAUGGGGACUCUAGCGACACUGCCGAUACUUUACUGCAUAUUCACAACAUGGUUAUGUCACUGAACUUCACUGCCAUUGAAGUGAAGACAAUCAAUUCAGUAGAGUCCUGGGAAGGUGGGGUCCUUGUGGCCAUUUCAGGGUCUGUGAAGACGGAGGAGUUCAGCAACAGGAGGAGUUUCAUGCACACUUUCUUCCUUGCUCCUCAGGAGAAGGGUUAUUUUGUUCUCAAUGAUAUCUUUCAGUUCAUCGAUGAAGGACUUGUCUUCUCUCAUCACCAGCCCUCGUAUUUGUCUGAAACCAGGCACGAGGUUCAGCUCAAUCCUCCAAGCCCUCAUCCUGAACCUCAAGUUCAUGAUGAUUAUGUUCUGGAGCAAGAGGCAAGUGAUUAUGUGAAUGCAGUCCAAAUCAAUGAUGAUCUUGUCGAUAAGUAUUCUCUGCAAGAGGAUCAAUAUCAGCUUCAGCAUGAAGACUAUGAGGAUGAAGUUACGGUUGAGGAAACACCUAGGGAGGAAGUUGUUGUUGAUGUUGUACAUGAACCUCGUGCUGCACCACCACCAGAGGAACCCGUUGGUGAACAAUCCAAGAUGAGUUAUGCUUCCAUUCUACGAGUUGCAAAGGAAGCAGCUGCUGUGCCUGUAGCUGCUACACAACCAUCAUAUAACAGGAAUUCUCAAGAGAAUUAUGAGUGGGAUCAACCACUACGGACUCCUUCCCCUCAGUUGGCUGCGCCUCCUGCUCCUGCUCAGCAAUCAAACGCUUUUACUGACUAUGGAGCAGAGGCGGAUGGUGGCUUUGGAUUUGAAGACUUUGAGAUCAAAUCAGUGUACGUUAGAAAUCUGCCUUCCAACAUAUCUGCUUCAGAGAUCGAGGAAGAGUUUAAGAACUUCGGUACAAUCAAGCCUGAUGGUGUUUUCCUCAGAUCCCGCAAGGAUGCUAUUGGCGUUUGUUAUGCAUUUGUUGAGUAUGAAGACAUGACUUCCGUUGAGAAUGCUAUCAAGGCUUCUCCUAUAUAUUUGGGUGGAAGACAAGUAUACAUUGAGGGACGAAGACCUAAUCCCGCUGGUGUUCGCGGAGCAAGAGGAAGAGGGCGCGGGAGAGGCGGUUACCCAACAGAAGCACCAAGAGGCCGAUUUGGUUCCCGUGGUGUGUCCGGGAGAGGAAACCAGGAAGGAGGUGACUACAGGCCAAGAGGCAACGGUAACUACCGUGGUGGCCGCUAAGGAAAGAAGAAACGCAGCUGUAUCUCUUAUAUAAGUUUUAGGGCAACCAAGAAUGAAUGAUUUAGAGGUUCUCGUUGUUCCUUCAUCUACCACCGAUGUAGUUUGUAACAUUUUGUUGGGUUUGGGUUUUGGUUCAUAUGUUUUUCUUUUUAAUUUGUUUUAGAUUUUAGGGAUUGGACUUUCUUACCCCUUUUCCUUUGAGAAUGGCUUUAGUUAUGUAACAUUUCAAUUUUUGUUUUUCCUUUUAACGUUGGCUUGA
This is a messenger RNA of Brassica oleracea var. oleracea, 1824 nucleotides long. Its product is annotated as ras GTPase-activating protein-binding protein 2. The record is from RefSeq and is a predicted model, not a curated record. Gene Ontology annotation, molecular function: mRNA binding. Lineage: Eukaryota; Viridiplantae; Streptophyta; Magnoliopsida; Brassicales; Brassicaceae. The coding region runs from base 216 to 1565 and encodes 449 amino acids. The transcript has 9 exons. Gene Ontology annotation, cellular component: ribonucleoprotein complex; cytosol.